UAGCUUCUUCCCGCCCAAAUCUGUUACAAUCUCUCUCUCUCUCUGUGAAUUUGAAAAUGGAGGAGGAAGAAGAAGGUCCAAAGACAGAUAUGGCGCGGUAUCUGAUACAGCACCACUCCGAUCAGCUUCGUUCCAUCAUUCUCUCCCCUGAUCCUCGUCUUCAUUACCCUCUCUAUCUCGAUUUUGCAGAGUUCAUGGAUUACCAUCCACCGCUAGCUUACAUCGUUUUCUCCCAACCCGUCGAGUACUUGCGCCUAUUCGACAGUGCUGCUGUCUGGGUUCAGAAAGUCAUGUGUCAGAAUUUUAAAGCUGGGGAUAAUGCCAGCGUGAAAAUGUUUGUGCACGUUCGGAUUAAUGUUAGCGGUUCUCCUCUCGAGUGCCCCGAGACCUUUCCGAGCAUUGGGCGCACACGAGUGAAGCAUCGUGGGAUUCUUCUCACUCUAAAAGGAACUGUAAUUCGGUCUGGGGCAAUCAAGAUGUUUGAAGGGGAGAGGGACUUUGAAUGCCGAAAAUGCAAGAAAAGGACCCAAGUUCAUCCUGAGCUGGAAACUAGAAAUACACUACGACAGCCAUUAUCUUGUCGUCGUUCCCAGGGUUCUAAAAUUUGUGAAAGCAUCAGUUUCCAGUUUGUGGAAGGCAGUACAAUAUGUCAUGAUUAUCAGGAAAUUAAAAUCCAAGAAAGUACACAAGUAUUGGGUGUUGGGGCAAUCCCUCGUUCAAUUCCUGUCAUUUUGAUGGAUGAUCUCGUUGACAUUGUUAAGGCUGGAGAUGAUGUAAUUGUUACUGGGGUUUUGACUGCAAAAUGGUCCUCGGAUUUGAAGGAUGUGCGUUGUGACCUUGAUCCUGUAUUAAUUGCUAAUCAUGUGAGGAGAAUCAAUGAGUUGAAGACAGACAUUGAUAUUCCUGAUAACGUUAUUAAUCAAUUCAAGAACUUCUGGUUGAAUUUCAAAGAUACACCUUUAAAAGGGAGGAAUGCCAUUCUGCGAGGUAUAUGCCCACAAAUUUUUGGACUCUUCACUGUAAAGCUUGCAGUUGCAUUAACACUUAUUGGAGGUGUGCAACAUGCUGAUGUUUCUGGGACGAAAGUUCGAGGAGAGUCUCAUUUGCUUCUGGUUGGUGAUCCAGGUACUGGAAAGUCUCAGUUCUUGAAGUUUGCAGCUAAAUUGAGCAAUAGAUCAGUUAUUACUACUGGUUUGGGAAGCACUAGUGCUGGAUUGACAGUUACUGCUGUCAAGGAUGGAGGGGAAUGGAUGUUGGAAGCUGGGGCCCUUGUAUUAGCUGAUGGUGGUCUUUGUUGCAUAGAUGAAUUUGACAGCAUGAGGGAACAUGACAGGGCAACGAUACAUGAAGCAAUGGAGCAGCAGACUAUAAGCAUUGCCAAGGCUGGUCUUGUGACAACUCUCAGUACUAGGACAAUUGUCUUUGGUGCAACGAAUCCCAAGGGACAGUAUGAUCCCAAUCAACCUCUGUCUGUCAACACGGCUCUCUCUGGGCCCUUGCUAAGCAGAUUUGAUAUAGUCCUAGUCCUGCUGGAUACAAAGAACCCAGAGUGGGAUGCAGUGGUUUCUUCUCACAUACUUGGUGUGGCUGAACCAGAAAAAGGCAAGCAUGAUGAAGAUUUAGCAAAUAUUUGGCCACUUCCAUUGCUUAGAAGGUAUAUCCACUUUGUUAAACGAAAUUUCAAACCAAUCCUCACCAAGGAGGCUGAAAAGGUCAUUUCGAGCUAUUAUCAAUUACAAAGAAGAUUUGCGACGCAAAAUGCAGCAAGGACAACUGUGCGUAUGCUGGAAAGUUUGAUACGACUAGCUCAAGCACAUGCAAGAUUAAUGUUCAGAAAUGAGGUCACAAGAUUAGAUGCCAUCACUGCCAUUUUAUGCAUCGAAUCAUCAAUGACUGCGUCAGCAAUUGUGGACAGCGUUGGGAAUGCCCUGCACUCAAAUUUCACUGACAACCCUGACCAAGAAUAUAUUAAACAGGAAAAGCUGAUCCUUGGAAUGCUGAGCCCUAUCGAUGAAUUCUCCAACAUAAACAAUGUAGCAGGAUCAACCAGUGAAUGAUAUUAAACAGAAAGCAAAGGUGUGAUGUCUGAAAGUUGAUUGCUUGAAGAGGUAAUAUGUUAGUAGCUUGAGAUCUUUUGUGAUUGUUAAUGUUAAUUGGAUGGAUGGUUAUAGGCAAUGUAUGAAGAAGUUUAUGACAAACUCACAUGUGGUUGAUCCAUGUUACAUCUAGUGAUUUUUUAAGGAUGUAUGGCCUGCAGCCCAUGGCCCAUGGCCCUGGCCCAGGUCCAGUCUCGACCUCAUAUCCCGGGUAAGGCUAGAUAUAUGGGUUUUCAAUUAGAAAAAGACCCAACCCGACACACCCAGGCAUUAAGUUGAUCUGGCCCCUAGGGUUGGGCUGGGUCUGGGUACUUAGAAAAUGGGCUGGCCCUGCCUGAUAGAAAUACUGUUUACAGUAGAGAAAUCAAAUCCAUAGCUUUCACAAUGUGGAGCUUUGUGAAAGGAUCAAACAAUUGCGAUAUAUGAAUGCAUUGAAUGUAAUUUCUUGAAAAUGUUUUGGAUUUUCAAAA
Camellia sinensis is the source of this 2566-nucleotide messenger RNA. RefSeq names its product minichromosome maintenance 9 (gene MCM9). Gene Ontology annotation, cellular component: MCM complex; nucleus. Gene Ontology annotation, biological process: double-strand break repair via homologous recombination. Gene Ontology annotation, molecular function: ATP binding; single-stranded DNA binding; ATP hydrolysis activity. Lineage: Eukaryota; Viridiplantae; Streptophyta; Magnoliopsida; Ericales; Theaceae. The record is from RefSeq and is a predicted model, not a curated record.